Molecule: messenger RNA, 2388 nt
Organism: Acanthisitta chloris (rifleman)
Lineage: Eukaryota; Metazoa; Chordata; Aves; Passeriformes; Acanthisittidae
Gene: FBXO41
Product: F-box protein 41
Exons: 12
Coding region: 1-2388 (795 amino acids)
Molecular function (GO): protein binding
Source: RefSeq, a predicted model, not a curated record
AUGGCCUCGCUGGACCUGCCCUAUCGGUGUCCGCGGUGCGGAGAGCACAAGCGCUUCCGCAGCCUCUCCUCGCUGCGGGCACACCUGGAGUACAACCACACCUAUGAGACCCUCUACGUCCUCUCCAAGACCAACAGCAUCUGCGAUGCUGCUGUCUUCCCCCUGGCCGCCGACGGGGCCCUGUUGACACCGGCCGCAAGGAGGGACUACUUUGAGAGCACCUCCUUCCAAGGCAAGGACCAGCGCUUCUCCUGUGACCUCGUCCCUGCCGAUGAGCUGGAGCCAGCCUCGUCCUCCUCCCCCUCUCCCCGCUAUGUCCACGAGAUCGAGAUCCCACUGACGGAGAUCUUCACCCGGGGCAAAGCCGUGGCGCCGGCGCCAGUGCCACCAGCCACGAUGGACACUGCCUAUGAGGAAGGCUUGGCCCGCCUGAAGAUCCGCGCCUUUGAGAAGCUGGAGGUGGACAAGCGGCUGGAGAAGCUGACGGAGGAGGUGGAGCAGAAGAUCGCCUCACAGGUGGGCCGGCUCCAGGUGGAGCUGGACCGCAAGAGCUCGGAGCUGGAGAAGGCCAAGCAGGAGAGCCUGCGGCUCAGCAGGGAGAAGCAGGAGCUGGAGGACCGGGCAUCAGAGCUGUCCCGCCAGGUGGAUGUCAGCGUGGAGAUGUUGGCCUCCCUCAAGCAGGACCUGGUGCAGAAGGAGCAGGAGCUCACCCGCAAGCAACAGGAGGUGCUGCAGAUCGACCAGUUCCUGAAGGAGACGGCAGCCCGUGAGGCCAACGCCAAGGUCCGUCUGCAGCACUUCAUCGAGGAGCUGCUGGACCGAGCGGACAGGGCUGAGAAGCAGCUCCAGAUCAUCAGCAGCAGCUGUGGCACCACCCCAAAUGGCAGCCUGGGACGCUGUGGCACGCCAGGGAUCAAGGCCAUCGGGCGACCGAGAGACCGGCACCCAGGGCCAGGAGUGGCCAUACAUGGUCCUUACGGCGUGUCCAACCAGCGCUCCUCCUCCAGCACUGGGGCCUCAAGCCGGGCGAAAGCUGUGUCACAGAGCUCGGGGUGCUACGACAGCGACAGCGCAGAGCCAUGUCCCACUGAUGACACGGCCGAUGGACAUCCCUACCCGGCACGGGAUGGCGCCCGGGGCUCGGGGCUGCGCCGCCAAGCCAUCCAGAACUGGCACCGACGGCCCUACCGCAACAGUACUGAGGGAGAGGAAGGAGAUGUCUCCGACGUCGGCUCCCGCACCACCGAGUCAGAGGCUGAGGGAUGGGAGCCAGAUGCACCGGGAUCUGCUGCAUCCCGACCCACCGGCAGCUGCCGGCUGACAGCCAGGACUGAGGGUGCUGGGGGCAAGGUGUGCCGGCUGGAGAGGGGCAGCCCAGGCCACUCCAGUGAGGUGAUCAGCCCUGAGAUCCUCAAGAUGCGUGCAGCUCUCUUCUGCAUCUUCACCUACCUGGACACCAAGACACUGCUGCGGGCGGCCGAGGUGUGCAAGGACUGGAAGUUCGUGGCCCGGCACCCGGCUGUGUGGACACGGGUGCUGCUGGAGAAUGCCAGGGUGUCCUCCAAGUUCUUGGCCAUGCUGUCUCAGUGGUGCACCCAGAUGCAUUCCCUCACCCUCCAAAACCUCAAGCCACGCCAGCGAGGGAAGAAGGAGAGCAAGGAAGACUACAUGAAGAGCACGCGGGGUUGCCUGGAAGCUGGUCUGGAGUCCCUGCUGAAGGCGACGGGCAGUAACCUGCUCAUCCUCCGCAUCUCGCACUGCCCCAACGUGCUGACGGACCGCUCACUCUGGCUGGCCAGCUGCUACUGCCGGGCCCUGCAGGCUGUCACCUACAGGAGCUCUACGGACCCUGUGGGUCAUGAAGUCAUCUGGGCCCUUGGAGCAGGUUGCAGGGACAUCAUCUCCCUCCAGGUUGCACCUCUGCAUCCAUGCCAGCAGCCAACACGCUUCAGCAACCGCUGCCUUCAGAUGAUCGGGCGGUGUUGGCCGCACCUGCGGGCGCUCGGCGUUGGAGGGGCAGGCUGUGGUGUCCAGGGACUGGCAUCCUUAGCCCGAAACUGCAUGAGGCUUCAGGUCCUGGAGCUGGACCAUGUGGCAGAGAUCAACCAGGAAGUUGCAGCAGAGGUGUGUCGAGAGGGACUGAAGGGGCUGGAGAUGUUGGUGCUGACCUCCACACCAGUCACCCCCAAAGCCCUUCUGCACUUCAACAGUGUGUGCCGGAACCUGAAGUCCAUCGUUGUGCAGGUGGGCAUUGUAGACUACUUCAAGGAGCCCCACAGCCCUGAAGCCAAGAAGAUGUUUGAAGAAAUGGUGAACAAACUCCAGGCCCUGAGGAAAAGACCAGGCUUCUCCAAGAUUUUACACAUCAAAGUGGAAGGAAGCUGUUAG